Molecule: messenger RNA, 959 nt
Organism: Ananas comosus (pineapple)
Lineage: Eukaryota; Viridiplantae; Streptophyta; Magnoliopsida; Poales; Bromeliaceae
Product: VQ motif-containing protein 17-like
Exons: 1
Coding region: 145-717 (190 amino acids)
Cellular component (GO): nucleus
Source: RefSeq, a predicted model, not a curated record
UUUUUCUCCCCUUUCCACUACUAUAUUCUCUCUUCCCCUCUAUAUUACUCUCUCUCCCUCCUUAAUUUUCACCUCUCCUCCUCUACUCUAUCCUUCCUUCCCCUCUAAACUCUUCUCCCCCCCUCUCUCUCUCUCCAUAACAACAUGAACCGGCAAGGCGGCCGCCACCGUCCUCCUCCGAUGGCGGCGGUGCACCGCGACUCCCGCGCCAUCUCCAAGCCCAUGAUCAGCAAACCCCAGAUCAAGAUAUGGCACGUCCUCCCCCCGGAGAUCAUCCACAUCGACGCCGCCAACUUCCGCGACCUCGUCCAGCGGCUCACCGGACCCGACCCUGCAGCCGCCGCGCCGCACCAUACAAAGAAGACUGCCAGAACAAGAAAUCCGCAGGCCCAGAACGCCGCUGUGCCGCUACCGCCACCGCCACCGCUACCGCCUGCAGAAGCCUCAGAGCCGAGCUCAUCAUCCUCUCAUGGAGAGGAGGAAGCAUGCAUAUGGUAUGAACAAGGGAUCAAACAAGAAGAAGAAGAAGUAGUAGUAGUAGAAGAAGAAGAAGAAGAAGAAGAAGAAGAAGAAAAGGAGAGGGUGUUUUGGAUGGAGGAGAGUAGAGGGUUCUUGAGAGCUCUUGAGGAGGAUCAAAAUGGUGAUGAUGAUGAUGAUCAGUUCCUCCUACAAGGCCUUGGUGAUUUCCAUUUGCUCCCUUAUUUGAUCAAUGGAUAGUUACAACUUAAUAAUAUGUUAAAAGCACAGGAGCGAGCAUCUGUGCUUGUGAUUUUUUAGCCGACGAACUGUCUCAAAGUUCGUACAGUACUAGUAAAGUAGACUUAACGGGACACAUCGUUAAUAGUGCUGCACAGAUCUUGAGACAAUUCGACGGCUAAGAUGUCACAAGCACAGGAGUUCAUCUCUCUCUCUAUAGAUGUUUAGUCAUAAUUAAGCAGUAGUAGUGAAUUAAAUUUUAA